UGUCCGUGUUCCCUCCCCGCCAGCUGGCGGGUGAGUGGGUUGGCUGCCGCUACUGGGCGACGAGGCAGUUGCAGCCCAGGCCGCACCUGCUCCUGCCGUUCAAAAUAAAACUCGUGGCCCUUCUCCUCCUCCUCCUCCUCCCAGCCCUUACCUACCUUCGAUCCUCCCUUUUCUCCGCUUCCUCCCGCUGUUUACCUCCACCAAACCAAACUUUUGUUCGACAGCAACCUCAUAGCCUCGUGCCGCUUCAUCGUCCGCCAUCUCGGUCACUAUCCUCGGGUACUACUCUACAGUCUCUUCCGACGAUCCAACGUCACAAUGAAGUCUGUCAUUGUCGCUCUCACCACCCUGGCCGCUGUGGCCCUAGCCCAGGACACGGCCAGUCUUGAGCAGUGCGCGAAAACCUGUGCCGACAACAUGAUGGCUGCCGACAAGGCAAAGGAACUGAACUGCAAGGCGGGUGAUCUCAAGUGCCUUUGCGCCAACCCCAACUUUAUGUACGGCCUUCGCGACUGCACCAAGGCCGUCUGCAACGGCAAGAAUAAGGAUGAGAUUGUCAAGUACGGCGAGAAGAUUUGCGCAGGCGCUGGCGUCGUCAUCACCACGGGCGGCGGCAACGGUGGCAGCGCCACCAACACUGCGAGCAACGGCGGCGCCACCAAGACUGGAGGCGAGGGCGGUGAUGGCAACAGCGGCGACGCCAAGGUCUCCACCAUCUUCAGCACCGUCACGGGUACUGAUGGCAACGUCCAGACGACUCCCAUUGCCACGACCACCAUCGGCGGCGGCGGCGCUUCUGGCACCAAUGGAAAUGGAGGCGCGGUCGUCACCACCGAAACCUCUAAUGGCUCUCAGAUCAUCCGCACGCUUACCACCAUGACCAGCAACCAGUCUGGCGGUGCCUCUGGCUCUGGCACCGAGUCGGGCACGGCUGGCGCUUCUGAGACGAGCGGCGAAAGCAACACCGCAUCUGAGACCGGUGGCGCCUCCACCACCGAAGGCGGUGGCGCCUCGAGCACUACUGGAGGCAACGGCGGUGCUUCGCAGACGUCGGGCACCGGCUCGGGCACCGGCUCGGGCACCUCGAGCAGCACCGGCUUUGCCGCUCCCCAGAAGACGGCCGCUCCUGUGGGUAUCCUGGCCGCCGCCGGUCUCGCCGCUCUCCUCCUGUAGAGAGCCACGAGCUGGUACGAUUUUUGAUGGUUACGCUACACAUGUUUGAUACAAAAUACCCGUCUAUACCUUUUCAUGCUCGGCCGCCAUCUCGACGAGUUCAUCGGGGUGCGACCGCGCGCCAGGAAGAUCUUUGCGAUGUGGAGUGUAGAGCACGUGGGCAAGACAUGGGACAGGUCAGGCUGCGGAGGGGUAAUGAGGUACAUGGAUUCUUUCACUCAAACUGGGGUGAUGAUUAAUGCACCAAAGAUCUUGUUUUCUCUGGUACGCAACGUGGUGUGGCGCCCGUGUGGUUCGAGUUGCCGGAACAAGGAGCGUCGGCGUCUCCAGCAGCCUG
Messenger RNA from Purpureocillium takamizusanense, 1510 nucleotides. RefSeq lists its product as uncharacterized. The transcript has 6 exons. Bases 319 to 1173 code for a protein of 284 amino acids. The record is from RefSeq and is a predicted model, not a curated record. Lineage: Eukaryota; Fungi; Ascomycota; Sordariomycetes; Hypocreales; Ophiocordycipitaceae.